Messenger RNA from Haemonchus placei, 453 nucleotides. Lineage: Eukaryota; Metazoa; Nematoda; Chromadorea; Rhabditida; Trichostrongylidae. The record is from the annotation of a GenBank genome assembly.
AUGCGUAAGAUGCUUGGUUUCCACGGUGAAAGUUGCUGUCGCUUGCUCUUCUUGCCGUGGCGCACACAACGUCCUCCUAUGCGAGCAGAGAUCGGAUGCACCAUAAUAGCAACAAAGUUUCUGACCGCCUAUGGAUGUUAUUCUACCCAUUCGCCCUAUUCUCCCUAUUUCACCCACUGCACCCGCCAGUCGUCAUCACUUCCUCCGGCUGAUAUUCUUCCGCUGACAUUCGACCUUCACGCCUCGAUCGACAUAUUCAUUUCUGCCCCAGUGCCGCUUUCGUCGACUUUUAUUCUGAGCGUCACCGAUUCCUACUGCACGCCACCUUAUUCGCUUCCCCUGCGAAAUGGUAUGGCUAGCAGUGCCGGUGGAGUUGCGGUGAUUGGUGGUUUCAAUGNCACCUUUGAUCGAGCCCUAUGCAGUGCGCCGAAGCCGACUGGAAGACAUGCUUGA